AUGUUCGAUCCUCGUCCGUGGCUGCUUUCCUGCCUAUACACCGCUGCGCUCUUUUUCUCCGUACCUCUGUCACUAGCCGUUUGGUACAUCAGAAGGGAACUUAUCCAGGAGACAACAGUUGCCGGAGAUACUCAGGUAGCGCGCUGGAGCAGCACAUCUCUUAGAUUCGCUCACCUUUCACCUAACACUACAGCUAACCUCAGAGCUAUGCACGUGGUCAUUAUCCAUCCAGAACAGUGGAACGGGGGAUCGGAUCGUUGUACAGUAGCGUUAAUACGACAUUUUGUUUCUAAAGGUUAUAAGGUUACUUGGUUAACCACUAUGAUAGAUGAGUACUGGAAAGAUCACAAGUUUGACGGCGUAGAUAUUCGAGAAGUGGGGCUUAAAUUGCAUCCAGGCGACUGGUGGAGCCAGAACGUUGCUUUAGGCUGGUAUCUCGUCUUAAACAAUAUUGCACCUGACUUAGUCGUUGUGGACCACUCAGCAAGCUGUGUGCCUCUUAUUAAAUGGCGCUAUCCAAACUGCAAGGUUCUAUUCUAUUGUCAUUUCCCUCAACAACUCGUUACGCCAUCUAGAUUCUUUUUAUAUAGAUGGUACUCGAACUUGAUCGGUCUCAUAGAAGAGCAUCUCUUCGAACAAACCGAUGUUAUCAUGGUUAAUAGCCACUUCACAGCCUCUCAGUUCAGCCGUGUCAUGCCACGUAUUGAAAAAAGUAAAAUUCGAGUCGUUUAUCCCCCAUGUGACGUCGACUCCAUUGUCAUUUCGGCCGAAAAACCGAUGAGUCGUCGGGAUCGUCCUCAAAACGACGUUUACGUUUUUAUGUCGAUGAAUAGAUUUUGGCCGGAGAAAAGACUCGAUAUUAUCGUUGAAGCUGCCUCAUUACUGAAAAAACGCGGGUAUAAAUUUCUGGUGCAGUUAGCUGGCUCCGUGAUGCCACAUAUUCCGGAAAGUAGAAUAUACUACGAACUGCUGCAGAAAAUGACAAGGGAUCUCGAUGUGACAGACGUGGUCCACUUCAUCCCCUCACCUUCCGAAUGUCAAAAAUUCGAGCUAUAUCGUCAGUGCGAUUCAGCGCUGUACACGCCGCCCAACGAACAUUUCGGCAUUGUACCUAUAGAGGCACUGGACCAACGUCGGCCUCGAGCUCGUUUCGACCGAGAUUUUUCACUGAGAGGUUUCUGUGCGCACAUCGACGAAGCAGUCGCGCAGCUGUUUCCCGAUUUGGCAGCGAUAUCAUCUCGGAAUCGUCGUGCACUGGCUUAG
Strongylus vulgaris is the source of this 1263-nucleotide messenger RNA. Lineage: Eukaryota; Metazoa; Nematoda; Chromadorea; Rhabditida; Strongylidae. The record is from the annotation of a GenBank genome assembly.